Molecule: messenger RNA, 1646 nt
Organism: Aphidius gifuensis
Lineage: Eukaryota; Metazoa; Arthropoda; Insecta; Hymenoptera; Braconidae
Product: probable RNA polymerase II nuclear localization protein SLC7A6OS
Exons: 3
Coding region: 268-1272 (334 amino acids)
Biological process (GO): developmental process
Source: RefSeq, a predicted model, not a curated record
AUGAAUUAAUUAAAAAUUAAAAACAAUAAAUAGUAAAGUAUAGUUUAUAAUAAUAGUAAAAUGUAUUUAAAAUUUGGCGCUUUUGUGAAAAAUGGCCGCCAUUUGGUUUCGUAGUACGACGUUAGGGGGUGCUUGCUCUUCCGAAGUGUUCCGGACAUUUCCGAACAACCGGCAACGUGCAUUGUUGAUUGUUGUGAUGCCUUGUUUUGACGUAUAAAUAUUAUUUUCAAUUAUUUUAACAUUUAUCUAAACAAUAACAAAAAAAAUAUGGCAACAGUACUUCGUAUUAAACGUCGUCUUGAAGAUGAACCAUUGGAUCAUUUAUUGAUAUCAUGUAAACGUAGAAAAGUUGAUGAAACUGAGGAAGCACCAGUUGAACAAAAUCUCCACCGAGCAGUUGUCAAAUUUGCUGGAACCCUUGAUAACCAGGACAUAAAUAUUGCCAAACAUUUAAAGAACCAGACUAAACAUGAUUUAGAGACAAAUUAUAAAAAACUAGCAAGAAAUAAAGUCAUUGAAAAAUCAAGAAUUAAAGUUAAGGAAUCAUCAAAACAAAAUCGUUGGAAAGUUAUAAAUUGUUCACGUGCUGUUGAUGAUCCAAUUGAUGAAGAUGAUGAUGUAUCAAUAAACGACAAUGGAAUGACAAUAAUUGAUGUUGAAGAUUGUUCAACUGAAUUGCCAAAUGAUAAAGUUGCAAAAUAUGUUUAUGAUAUUUAUUAUACUGAAGAUAAUAAUGAUGAGCUGUCAUUUGAUAGUAGUAUAUCAAUUCAUGAAAUGGAAGAAGGCUGGUUAGUUAAUGAUGAUUAUCGUGAAGGUGAAGUAUAUAGGUGUGAUAAUCCAGAUGAUUCAGAUUCAAAUUCAGAAUCAAAUUGGCGUAAUGAUUAUGGUGAAGAAGAAGAAGAGGAUGAUGAUGAUGAUGAUUAUUAUGAUAAUGAUAAUUUAGUAAAUGAAGAUGACAUAGUUCAGGCAUUAAACAGGUGUGGUGUUAAUGAUGAGCAUGAUGAAUUUGAUGGAUUAGCUGAAGAGGAAUUAUCUGAUGAUGAGGAUGAUUAUUAUAAUGGUAAACUUGAUCAAGCUGAUAUUGAUAUGGGUGGAAUUUUAUAUGCCAAGUAUAAAGCUAAAUUGAAAUAUGGAGAAUUUGAAUCUGAUGAAGAAAGUGAAUAUGACGAUGAUGAUGACGAUGAUGAAGCUAAAAGUAACAGCGAAAUGAUUAUUUGCAAUGGUUCAAUCGUUCAAGAAAUUAGUACUAAUGAUAAAGAAAUGAUUAAUUGAUUUUGUUAUUUUUUUUUUAUAUAUAGAAUAUUAUAUAAUUUAAUUUUUUAUUUUUACAAAUCAAAUUGGUCUACAUGAUAAUGACAAUUGCAAAUGAAUUUGACGAAUAUUAUGACGAGGGUGAUGAUAAAACUAGGAGUAAUUAUUGUUGCUCAAUUAAGACUGAUGACAAAGAUAUGAUUAAUUAAUUUUUAUAUAUUUUAUAUAUGUAAUUCAAGAAAAUUUUUAUCUUUAUUAUUUAAGUAUUUUAAAUAGCUUUUUUUUUUUAUGAUAGUUGUAUCAUUUUGUAGAUAAACUAGUAGUAUAAUUUUUAUUAAUAAAUUCAUUUUAUAAGAAUUUUAAUAUUAAUAAUAAAUAAUUCUUAAAUUUACAAA